UGGAAUACUGCACUGAGUUCCUAUCUAGUCAGGAGAAGACGACUAUAUACCUGACCUGUAACACACUAGACUAGAGUAGUCUGCUACGGGUAUGCUCAGACCUUGUAUGGACCGACUGAUACCGCAACAACUAUCAACGAUACGUGCGUUGCAAGGCGCUGAGAAAUACACAACCAGCAGCGGCAGUGAUACAAAUAGUGAGAACGAAGACAUUCUCGAAGAUACAGCUACACCAGACAGUUCAGAGGGCAGGGAAAGUUUGAAAAGGUCGGUAUUACGGCUGCGGCAGAAGAUGGCAAGAGUAGGACGAGUGAAAAGAAUUAUGCGGGCCAGUGUGCAAGAUCACAAGCUGUGUUAAACAUCCACAAAGACCUUGUCGAUCUGAAGAUGCAUAUCCACAUCCCGCUCCGCAACAUUGUGGCCUUCCCGUUCCUCGCGCUACGCGAGGUCAUCAGCGGAG
Molecule: messenger RNA, 460 nt
Organism: Macroventuria anomochaeta
Lineage: Eukaryota; Fungi; Ascomycota; Dothideomycetes; Pleosporales; Didymellaceae
Exons: 1
Coding region: 92-358 (88 amino acids)
Source: RefSeq, a predicted model, not a curated record